This is a messenger RNA of Papaver somniferum (opium poppy), 1503 nucleotides long. Its product is annotated as transcription factor FER-LIKE IRON DEFICIENCY-INDUCED TRANSCRIPTION FACTOR-like. Gene Ontology annotation, biological process: regulation of DNA-templated transcription. The record is from RefSeq and is a predicted model, not a curated record. The transcript has 4 exons. The coding region runs from base 107 to 1201 and encodes 364 amino acids. Lineage: Eukaryota; Viridiplantae; Streptophyta; Magnoliopsida; Ranunculales; Papaveraceae. Gene Ontology annotation, cellular component: nucleus. Gene Ontology annotation, molecular function: DNA-binding transcription factor activity; sequence-specific DNA binding; protein dimerization activity.
AAACGCUAGUUCGAUUUUAAUCCAGUCAUCAAGGUUAAUCACUUGGAAUACUUUCCGUGCCUCAUCAUUCCUUUGCAAACAAAGUCCUAGCUAACGAAUUAUAGCAAUGGAUUCACAAGUAUGUCAAGCUUUUCAUGAGUUUGAUAACAUCCAUGGCUUCUGCAGUCACUUUGAUUUUAUCAAAGAUGGCAUCUUCGAGCGACAACAGUUCAUUGACCACGUUAAAGGAGAAAUACCAGAAUCUCAGAGUUACAAUAACUACUAUGAUGGUAUCCCAACUGAUGAGAUUGCUUCAUUUGAUCUUGGGUUGGUUGAUCAAAACCAAUUGUUUCCUUUGCCUUCUCCUCCUACACAGGAUUACCUGUUUGAUUUAAUGAGUAAAAAUACCUCUACUAGUGGUACUGCAGGUUAUGGUACUAUAGCUUCUUAUCCCAGCUCCUCAUCUAUUCACCAUUUACCUCUUCAUCUGCCUGCCGUUACUGAAGAGGCUAAAGGAGAUGGUAUUGAUCAAGGAGAGAAUUACGACGAUAACUCAUCGGGGACAACGACAGCCACUACCACAACAACCACUACCGCGACAUCCACAAAGAGCGCCAAAGUCGUUGAUCGAUCUAAAACGUUGGUAUCUGAACGAAAGAGGAGGGGUCGAAUGAAGGAGAAACUUUAUUCCUUGCGAUCCUUGGUUCCUAACAUAACUAAGAUGGACAAGGCGUCAAUCAUUGGAGAUGCUGUUUCUUAUGUUCAAGACUUGCAAAUGCAAGCAAAGAAGCUUAAAGCUGAAGUGGAAGGUCUCGAAUCAUCAGUAAAUGGAUCCACAAGAAGAUCUUACAGCUUUUUUGAGAAUCCAACGAAAACUCAGCGUGCAGACUACAAGAACACGAUAGUUUGCAAAACCAUUUCUCAGAUGGAUGUUUUUUAUGUAACUGAAAGAGAAUACUAUGUUCGAUUUGAAAGCAACCAUGGUGAAGGAGUGGCUCCUUCUCUCUUUAAGGCCCUUGAAUCCUUGUCUUACAUUGACGUUCGAAACUCAAACUUAUCAUCAGCUUUUGAUAAGUUCACCUUGACUUCUACUAUUCAUGUAAGAGAAGGUGCUCAAGGUAUCAAUGAUUUGUCAAAUUUGAAGAUACUAGUAUCACAGGCACUUCUGAAUCAGGGAUUCUUGUUCACCACUCCUAUAGCUAGUUCCUUAACCAACUAUUAGUUUAAUUCCCCAUCCGAACAUUGUAAUUGGUUUCUUUUAGUACCAACAUGCAUGUUUUUCCAUAUCAUGCUCAGUAUUUUCUAAGAUGUACUUCAUCUCUUAGAUCCUCAAGUUGGAUAUGUUUUUGUACUUGAUAGGAGUAUUAGAGAGAUCAAGAUGAUGAAUGCAAAGCUUAGAGUCAGCAAAAUAAUUUGGUUCUAUACUCGAUCUGUAAGGUACUUGCAUGUCCUUGACAUGGCCUCCAUUAUGAUACAAAUUUCAUAUGUUACCACUAUAUUAAUAUGUAUGAUCGUAUCUUGUGA